AUACACUCCACCAACUGCAUCAUCUAUGCCAUCAAACCUUGUGCCUCUUCCCCUCUUUUCGGUCUCGAACAUUAAUCCCCCAUUGGUGGGUGUGUGGCAACUCACCACUUGGAGGCAAAGCCUAGCAGAACCCUAUUAUCAGGAGGCUCCAUCGAUACCAUCGACUAUGGCCCUGUUAGCAACCCAGAAUGUCAGUAAAUUUGGAACUAUUAAUAGGUUUCUGAGCUGCCUAGAUUGUGACUUUCACGAUCCCGGCAGAAUUAAGGCAAGGGGCUCCCCCUUCUGGGAGUUUGAUGGUGCGAGUUUGUGCGUACAGUUCAACUGCCUGCUGUUGGAGGGGGUCUUUUCGAUAUACGACAGCUGGAGCACAUCGAUCUACACUUGAACUCCUGUAACUGCUUCUAUGUGCUGACGCUGCAUAUGAGUCAUGGUGUGUGGUGGUGAUAUAUCUAUCCUGGAAAUGAUAUUCGAAGUCUCCUAGCCUUGUGCCAGUCGGAAGUCGAUCCUCCGCAGACCCUGAGGAAUGUACAAGGUCCGGUUCUCCAUCCUAUUGCGGCAUUUACCGGUCCUUGGUAUGGAGGAUCCUGCGUCGAUCUACAAUGGGUUACUGGGGCUUCAGAUAUCCGAUGGGGAUACUACCUCAUCAUGAGGAGAACUAUUCAGACUAUUGCGCUUCCUGCGCACCAAAUUUGUGUGCCACGGGUCCACAGAAGUCUUGACCCCCCUGGUUUUCGCGGUUAAUGACGAAGAUGGGAUCCCACUAAGUACAUAUAUAAAUAUCGUACUUCCAGUAUACAUUUAGCUUGAGGUUCGAUUUCA
Messenger RNA from Aspergillus piperis CBS 112811, 819 nucleotides. RefSeq lists its product as uncharacterized. The record is from RefSeq and is a predicted model, not a curated record. Bases 167 to 385 code for a protein of 72 amino acids. Lineage: Eukaryota; Fungi; Ascomycota; Eurotiomycetes; Eurotiales; Aspergillaceae. The transcript has 2 exons.